AUGAAGCAAUCGACGUGUUUGACCUGUGAAGAGACUUUUCAAUCGGAGGCUCUUCUGAAGCACCGCGCCAUACAUGUCGAAACAGAAGCCUCGUACAGAUGCCAGGAGCCUCAAUGCCAAUUUCGUUCUCCACAGCGCAAGCAUCUGAUGAGCCAUUACCUUCAGGUACACGGCGACAUCCGGUUGCUAUGGUGUCCCUUUUGCCCAUACACAGAGACGGUCCGAACGGCGCGCAAUACGAGGAAAGUCGCCAACUUUAUCAAGCAUUGCCGAACGCACGCCACAGGUGACACCGAUGCGCGAUGUCCCAAGUGCGCAUACCAAUUCGGGACACAAGCGGAGGUUCAGAAGCAUCUGAGAAAGGACCACGGAAGAGUUGCGCUCAGCCCAGGGUGUCUGAAGAAGUUGACCAUGGAUGAAAAUGCAAACUCAAGCGCCCAGGCUGAAACUCAACCACUUAUUGCCAACGAAGCACCGCAAGCAGUUUGCUCCGUGCCCACGGCGACAACACUCCACAUCGAACGGGGCGGCCUGAAUAAAGGGGCGAUUAAGAGCGUGAAGCAGAUCUGCCAGUGUGGCUUCGCCACCUUUGAUGAAAUUCGGCUGGCGCACCACCGCAAAGAGUGCAACAAUGGAAAUGCCGUCAUGGCAAUCCCGCUUCCACCAAGACCAAUCAACGACCCUACGCUUACUCCAGACGAUCUUCAUGAAGCUACCGUAUUCGCCGUCCUCCAGCCCAAACAUCAAAAUCCACGUCCAGCCAAGCUGAAGGGCCACUACGACUCAGUAAACAUGAAGUUUGCUUUCUUUCUCGACGAGUUCAACGACGUGGAUGAGAAGAGCAUCGGCAAAACGGCGACCUUCCUGAGGCGCGUCCGCGAUGACGCAAUCGCCAAGGAUCUGAAGGCGUCCACGUCCACCAUGCAUGAAGCC
Molecule: messenger RNA, 933 nt
Organism: Mesorhabditis spiculigera
Lineage: Eukaryota; Metazoa; Nematoda; Chromadorea; Rhabditida; Rhabditidae
Source: the annotation of a GenBank genome assembly